This is a messenger RNA of Medioppia subpectinata, 319 nucleotides long. Lineage: Eukaryota; Metazoa; Arthropoda; Arachnida; Sarcoptiformes; Oppiidae. The record is from the annotation of a GenBank genome assembly.
ACUAUUAUAUCUAUAUUCAGUGCACACGAGUCCGCACAACCCUACGGUCACGUCUGGCGAUGAUUUGUCCGCUCCGACGGGUUUACUGAUGGAUCGCAAUAAUAAAGAUAAUAUGAAUGGCGGCACUAGUAAUAGGGCGUCCAGAGCUCAGAAGACACCCAACAAUAGCAACGAUAGAGAGAUGAGUGACCACAACAAUCAAGCAAUUAAGUCAUGAUCAAACGAUUCCUUCAAUAAUAUCUUUGCUCAUCAUUUGGUCGAUUAUAACGAAUACAAUGUUUAACAUUUAAAACAUUGCUUAUUAAACAACAUUUCAGCC